AUGUCCGCUCCAGCAGCUAACGAUGUCGUUUCUUUCAAGGACCGGGCAACGGCCGAUCAGGCCAAACCCCACAACGAUCUCCUUGUCAUCGAGCUGACGAUCCAGGACAUCGAUGUAGCGAGAGUGUUGGUCGACACCGGAUGCUCGGCCAAUAUUAUCUACAAAAGCACCCUCAAAAGAAUGGAGAUCGAUCUGUGCGCCGUUACGGAAAGACCCAGCCCGAUAUUCGGACUCUCGGGAAAUGCUACUAUGACUCUAGGCUCGAUCGACCUCGUUGUUAAAGCCGGGAGCGUCAUCAAAGUCACAGAAUUCUUAGUCAUCGACCGCCCAACAUCGUACAACGCGAUCGUCGGUACUCCAUGGCUGAAUUCCAUGCGAGCGAUCCCUUCAACAUUCCAUCUGUGCCUUAAGUUUCCAACCCCUCGUGGAGUCGACACUAUACAAGGAGACCGCAGGAUGUCACAAGUAUGUUUCGCCGCCGAGUUAAAAAGAAAGAACUUUGCGAUAGAAACUUCCCAUAAAAAGAAAAGAAAGCUGACUCUCGAUGAGAACGCCCCGGAACGAGACUCGACAGUCUUCUGGCAAUCUCAAAGGGCCGAAGCCCUAGAAGGAAAGCGCGAACCGACUUGCGAACCGGUAAUUUCGAUUUGCCUCGACGAAUCCUCUCUGGAACGAUGCGUCGAGAUUGGAGCCAACCUCCGCGAGCCACUAAAGACAGAGCUCAUCGCCUGUCUCAAAAAGAACCUCAAUGCGAUCGCUUGGGCCGCGGAAGAUAUGCCAGGGAUUGAUAUCGGCAUAACGUGUCAUGAGCUUAACAUCGAUCCAACCUACAGACCUGUCAAACAAAAAAGGCGGAAGCUAGGACCGGAGCGUGCCACCGCGGUAAAUGAGGAAGUCGAAAGACUCCUGAAGGUCGGAUCAAUAACAGAAGUUAGGUAUCUAGACUGGCUCGCUAACCCGGUCGUGGUCAAAAAGAAAAACGGCAAGUGGCGUGUAUGCGUCGAUUUCACCGAUCUCAACAAGGCCUGUCCAAAGGAUUACUUCCCACUCCCGCACAUCGACCGACUGGUCGAAGCAACAGCAGAGAACAAACUCUUAUCAUUCAUGGAUGCCUUCUCCGGGUACAAUCAGAUCAUGAUGAAUCCCGACAAUCGUGAGAAAACUGCGUUCAUCACCGAUCGGGGAACAUAUUGCUACAAAGUAAUGCCUUUCGGUCUCAAGAAUGCAGGCGCCACUUACCAGCGACUUGUCAAUCCAAUUUUUUCCGAAUAG
Brassica napus (rape) is the source of this 1272-nucleotide messenger RNA. RefSeq lists its product as uncharacterized. NCBI's taxonomy places the organism in Eukaryota, Viridiplantae, Streptophyta, Magnoliopsida, Brassicales, Brassicaceae. The coding region runs from base 1 to 1272 and encodes 423 amino acids. The record is from RefSeq and is a predicted model, not a curated record. The transcript has a single exon.